UUGAGCUCAACAGUCACACUGUCCUGUGUCCACUGUCCCGUCGCUCUUUAAUUCUGUAUAAUCCAGAUUUUUUGCAUCCAUUAGAAAAUGUCGAUUGGAGGAUGUAUUUCACCAGGUUUUUCAUUCAUAAAAAAGUGAUUUCCUGUUACAAGUGCAGGAUGAGGUGGCGGUCGUGUCCUUUCUCUCUGGUGCACAUGUUGCGCUGUCUGCUAUUGCGGCUGUGUCCCAGGAAGAGGGGGUGCCGGCUGCCUCUGUGGAUGCCCAAAACACGGGCCUACAUGAAAUUAUUGCUGCACUCGCUUUUCUAUAACUUCCUCACGGACUCUGAUGUUGUUUUUGACUCUUUAUUUGAGCCGCUUUUGUGGACUGUGGAUUAUCUGACACGCUGGUUUGGCCUUGUUUUUGUGUGGAUGGUUGUUUUACUGACCACCUCCAUCCUGCUGGUUGCCUAUGUUGUCCUUUUGCCUUACGCACUCAGGACAUAUCCUACAGAAUGGCUUACCUGGCACCUUUGUUACGGACACUGGAACCUCGUCAUGAUCGUAUUUCAUUACUACAAGGCCGUCAAAACUUCCCCAGGGUACCCUCCGAAUGAAAAAAAUGACAUUCCAUUUGUAUCAGUCUGCAAAAAAUGUGUUAUUCCCAAACCAGCAAGAGCACAUCAUUGUGGCAUCUGCAACAGGUGCAUUCUCAAAAUGGACCAUCACUGUCCCUGGUUGAAUAAUUGCGUGGGUCAUUUGAACCACCGUUACUUCUUCUCCUUCUGCGUCUUCAUGACAUUGGGCUGUGUGUACUGCAGCUGGAACGGCAGAAUACGUUUCCUGGCUGCGUACAAUGCCCUCGAGCGUUUUAAGCAUUUGGAAAUGGAAAAACCUGGGGUGCCCAUAACUGGAAUGGGACCUUUAAUAGGGCUUCUCCCCACUGGCCAGACUGAUUAUGUGACACCCGCACCGCCAUACUCUUUUAAGGAAAAGAUGAUGGAUAAGAGCAUCAUCUACUUUUGGGUGCUCACCAGCACUGUGGCAGUGGUCCUGGGAGCGCUGACCACGUGGCACGCACUUCUCAUAUCCAGAGGCGAGACCAGCAUAGAAAAGCAUACCAACUCAAACGAAAAGAGUCGAAUGGAAAAAAUUGGACAGGUAUAUAAAAACCCAUUCAACUAUGGCAAGCUGCAUAACUGGAAAAUCUUCCUAGGUGUGGAGAAGAGAAGGUGUGUUUUCUCUGACAUUUUUGUCCUUGGGUGCUGUCAGUGUUUGUAUUUGUCUCUUACCAUUUGUCACCUUUGCAGUCACUGGUUCACGCGUGUCCUCCUGCCCUCCGCUCACUUGCCGCUUGGUGAUGGCUUGACAUGGGACUUUGCACUCAGAAAGGAGCCAAUACCAGUUUAAGCUGUCAAGGCGUUCCAAGCCUACUUGGCAUUAAGUGGGGUACACACACACAUCAAUUUAACAUCAAUUAAAAAUAACAAUCCCUUACUACUUCUCCUAUAGCAUAUGUUACAAUGUUAUGAAAAAGUAUCCGAACCUUUUGGAGUUUCUCACAUUUCUGCAUUAAAUCACCAUCAAAUGCGAUCUGAUCUGUGUCAAAAUCACACAGAUGAAAAUACAGUGUCUGCUUUAACUAAAAUCACCCAAACAUUUAUAGGUUUUCAUAUUUUAAUGAGGAUGGAAUGCAAACAAUGACAGAAGGGGACAAAAUAAGUAAGUGAACCAUCACAUUUAAUAUUUUGUUGGCAGCCCCGCCCACUAUAAAUCACACACCGGGUAACAAUGUCUUGAUGAGAAGCAUUGUCUGAUGUGCAUCAUAGCACGGUCAAAAGAGCUGUCUGAAGACCUGCAAUCAAGGAUUGUUGAUUUGUAUAAAGCUGGGAAACGAUACAUAACCAUCUCCAAAAGUCUGGAUGUUCAUCAAUCGACAGUCAGUGAAGUUGUCUGCAAAUGGAGAGAGUUUAGCACUGUUGCUUAUCUCCCAAGGAGUGUCCGUCCACCAAAGACGAUGCCAAGAGUUCAACGCAGAAUACUCAGAGAUGUAAAAAAGAACCCUAGAGUGUCUUCUAAAGACUUAUGGAAAUCACUGGCACAGUCCAAUAUCUCUGUGCACACAUCAACUAUAUGUAAAACUAUGACCAAGAAUGGUGUUCAAUCUCCUGUCUAUCCUUGACACUCAUGUGCCACAAAAAAAAAACAGGCAGUCACCUUCACCCAUUCACCAAUUGGUUCACAGAGGAGCUGAGAUCACUAAAAAGGACUGGCCGAGUCCUGGAGCGGUCCUAUGUUACAUCAGGACUGCUGGUGCAUAAGUUGGCCUACCGGGAACAUCAACGGAAAUUUGCCAAAGAACUUUCCAAGGCCAGCACACUACUCCAACAUUAUUAACAAUAACUCCAGUAACUCCAAACAACUCUUCAAUACCGUCAAACACCUCCUCAAACUUCAGCACACCACAACCAGACAGCCUCACAGUGCAACAAAUUCAUGGACUGCUUCACUUCCAAAAUAUACAAUAUUCGUGCAUCUUUCUCCCACACUUACAGUUCUGUCCCAUUAUGUGACAUUGCACCCGUCACCCACGACCUGUCUCACUUUUCCCCAACAGUGCAGCAGGAGGUCGAGAAGGUCAUCACUAAAUCCAAACCAUCCACUUGCUCCCUAGACCCCUUCCCUUCCCCUCUGCUUAAAGCACGCUAUUACUCCAUCAGUCACUUGAUAAUAAAAUUUUUAAUUUUUCUCGUCAAACCGGGGAUGUUCCGGCCACCCUCAAAACAGCUAUCAUCAAGCCCCUCCUCAAAAAAACCACUCUUGAUCCUGAUCCUCUGUCAAAUUAUCGACUAAUCUCCAAUCUCCCCUUCGUUUUCAAAAUUUUUGAAAAUAUUGUAUCCAUUCAACUUCACAACCACCUUAAAUCAAACCGUUUAUAUGAAAAAUUCCAAUCUGGUUUUCGUCCAUCCCACAGCACCGAGACGGCGUUCAUCAGAGUCACCAAUGACCUUCUGAUGACAUCUGACUCCAGUUCUACUUCUCUCCUUAUCCUUCUUGACCUCUCUGCUGCAUUUGAUACUGUUGAUCAUCACAUCCUCCUUCACCGCCUCCAACACAAUAUAGGUAUCUCUGGCACUGCCCUUCAGUGGUUUAAUUCAUACCUCACGGGAAGGACUGUGGUAUGCUAAAUCUGUGGAGUCCCCCAGGGUUCUGUGCUCGGUCCAACCCUCUUCAUCAUUUACAUACUACCCCUCGGUCGUGUCGUCAGCAGGCAUGGAAUACAAUUCCAUUGUUAUGCUGACGACACACAACUAUAUUUCAAGGUCACUCUGUCCUCCACCCUCUUCUCCUCUGUUUCUCAACUUGUGUCCUGCCUGGAGGAGAUAAGGCCUUGGAUGAGUGAAAACUUUGCAGCUGAACAGCUCAAAAACAGAAGCUAUUCACAUUGGUACUCCUCACCAGCUCCGUUCCGCCCCCAUUUCCUGAGUCUAUUUUUUCGGCCACAAAUUCUCCUUCUCCCCUUCUGUGACUAAUUUGGGAGUCAGGUUUGACCUCCAUCUUAGCUUUAAUAAUCACAUCAAUUAUAUUUGCAAAACCUCCUUCUUUCACCUCCGCAGUAUUGCCAAACUCUGGCCAUCUCUCUCCCGUCCUGCUGCAGAGAGACUCGUCCAUGUCUUUAUCUCCUCCAGGUUGUACUAUUUUAACACACUCCUCAUCGUGAUCUCUGGCAAGAGCCUACAGAGGCUCCAGUAUGUCCAAAACAGCGCUGCCAGGGUCCUGAUGAGGGUGCGUAAACAUGAGCACAUCACCCCAUCCUUCACAUCCUACACUGGCUCCCUGUUCACCUCCGUAUUGAAUUCAAAAUCCUCCUUCACACCCAUCACUGUCUACACGGUGAAGCCCCCACUUACCUCACCGAACUGCUCACACCAAAUACUUCAGCCAGAACCGGUCAGGCCAACUGCACCGUCUACUCCCACCCAGGACUAGGCUCAAGACUAUGAGCGACAGGGCCUUUGCAGCUGCUGCUCCCCGUCUGUGGAAUGCCCUCCUAGACCGCCUCAGAGCCCCGCAGACAGUGGACGCGUUUAAAAAAGGACUAAAAACUUACCUUUUUCAAAAAGCUUACUCUGGCUAAUUUUAUCUGACUAUCUUAUUUUUAUCUGAUUUGUAUCUGAUUUUAUCUGUGUUUCUUGUCUGUUUUUGCUUUUACUCUUUUGUUCUUAGUCUUUUUAUUUUUUUCUAUGGUAAUGUGCACUUUGAGAUUUGUUUUUCAAAUGUAAAGUGCGUUAUAAAUAAAAUGUAUUAUUAUUAUUAUUAUUGUUCAUGGGAGGACUCCACGGAGGAAGCCAUUGCUGUCUAUAAAACAACAACAACAAAAAGUUUUUUAAAAAAAAAAGGCACUUUGACACUCCACAGAAGUUUGGGCAAAAUAUUUUGUGGACUGAUGAAACCAAAGUUGAACCGUUUGGGAGUAACAAACAAUGUCGUGUUUGGAGGAAAAAUGGAAUAGCUCACCAAAAUCAACACCUUAUCCUCACCUCACCGUGAAGCAUGGUGGAGGGAGCAUCAUGAUUUGGGGCUGUUUUGCUACCUCAGGUCCUGGACAACUUGCAGUCAUUUAUAGAAGAAUGAGUUUUGCAGGAAAACCUGAAGCCGUCUGUCAGACAGUUGAAGCUAAAAAGAGGAUGGAUGCUGGAACAAGACAAUGAUCCAAAACACAGAAGUAAAUCAACUUCAGAAUGGUUUCAGAAGAACAAAAUACAUGUUCUGGUGUGGCCAAGUCAAAGUGCAGACUUGAACCCCAUUGAGAUGCUGUGGCAUGACCUAAAGACAGCGAUUCAUGCCAGACAUCCCAGGAAUCUGACUGAACUACAGCAGUUUUGUAGAUAAGAAUGGGCCAAGAUUAGUCCUCCGAUGUGACAGACUGAUCUGCAGCUACGGGAAGCGUUUGGUUGAAGUUAUUGCUGCUG
This is a messenger RNA of Corythoichthys intestinalis (scribbled pipefish), 4951 nucleotides long. RefSeq names its product zinc finger DHHC-type palmitoyltransferase 16a (gene zdhhc16a). Bases 102 to 1388 code for a protein of 428 amino acids. The transcript has 10 exons. Gene Ontology annotation, molecular function: palmitoyltransferase activity. The record is from RefSeq and is a predicted model, not a curated record. Gene Ontology annotation, biological process: protein palmitoylation. Lineage: Eukaryota; Metazoa; Chordata; Actinopteri; Syngnathiformes; Syngnathidae. Gene Ontology annotation, cellular component: Golgi apparatus.